Messenger RNA from Salvelinus sp. IW2-2015, 3627 nucleotides. The record is from RefSeq and is a predicted model, not a curated record. Lineage: Eukaryota; Metazoa; Chordata; Actinopteri; Salmoniformes; Salmonidae.
AUUGGCAACAACACCCCUUAACACUGGAGUGCCCCAGGGGUGUCCUCAGUCCUCUGCUGUACUCCCUGUUCACCCACGACUGCGUGGCUUUGCACGUCACCAACUCCCAUCAUAAAGUUUGUUGACGGCACCACGGUUGUAGGCCUGAUAGCCGACAGCGCCGAGUCAGUCUUUAGGGAGGAGGUAAGUGAAAUGGCGUUACGGUGUCAUGACAACAACGGGAGCAAAACAAAGGAGUUGAUUGUUGACUUCAGAAAGCAGAUGAGGGAAAUGUCCCGAUCCACAUCAAUGGGACUGUAGUCGAGAGUCACGAUUUUUAAAUUCCUCUGCGUCCACAUCACCAAGGACUUGUCCUGGACCAACAACGCCACCCCUCUUGUCAAGAGGAUGCAACAGCAUCUCUACUUCCUAAGACGGCUUAAUAAAUUCGGCAUGCCGCCCCGGGUUCUCUCCAAAUAAUAUCACUGCACUAUCGAGAGCGUACUAACCGGUUGCACCAUGGCCUGGUUAGGAAAUGUCUCAGUCCACGACCGCAAGGCCCUCCAGUGGGUGGUGAAGACGGCCCAGUACAUCACUGGGACCGUGCUUCCACCCAUCCAGGACAUCUACUCGAAACAAUGGCUGAGGCAGGCACGCAGCAUUAUCAGGGAUCCCACAUACCCCAGCCACAAGCUGUUCUCUCYCUUACCGCCGGGCAGACGGUAUCGGAGCAUGAGACUGCUGAACAAGCCAUCAGACUGCUGAACACUUGAACUGGACAGGCCAGCUGCUCUGAUUCUCCCAACCUUUGCACAACUAACUGCUACCAGACUCUUAUUAUACUGCUCAAUUUAUACACUUGCCCGCCAUCCCCCUUUCCCCAAUACACAAGCCUGCUGAUGGGAGCGGGCAAGAGCAAGCCUAAGGAGCCGGGUCAGCGCUCACUGAGUCUGGAUGGAACCAUUGGAACAGGCUUGGACAGCAUGCACCACCACCUCAGCCCAGCCCAGCAGACCCAGACCCCCAACAGAAGUCCCGCCGUAGGGGGCACGAGGCGCGGCCACCACCCCGGGCAUGCCCCUAACAACACCCCUGAGCUGGCACUGUUCGGCGGGGUGGACCACACGGGCAGCAUCAUCUCUCCUCACAGAGGACCACUGGCAGGAGGUGUCACUACAUUUGUGGCGCUCUACGACUAUGAGUCACGGACUGCCUCGGACCUGACGUUCAAGAAAGGCGAGCGGCUGCAGAUCGUCAACAACACGAGAAAGUACAGCUUCAGGGAAGGGGACUGGUGGCUCGCUCGGUCUCUGACCACUGGAGAAAGCGGUUAUAUCCCCAGCAACUACGUGGCCCCCUCUGACUCCAUCCAGGCAGAAGAGUGGUAUUUUGGGAAGAUAACUCGGCGCAACUCAGAGAGGCUCCUUCUGAGUUUACAGAACCGACGAGGAACCUUCCUGGUCCGAGAGAGCGAAACCACUAAAGGAGCCUAUUGCCUGUCCGUGUUGGACUAUGACAACACUAAAGGUCUCAACGUCAAACACUACAAGAUACGCAAGCUAGACAGCGGCGGUUUCUAUAUCACCUCACGCACCCAGUUCAGCAGUCUGCAGCAGCUGGUCUUCCACUAUCGCAAGCAUUCAGACGGGCUGUGCCACUGUCUGACGGAGGUGUGUCCCGUGCUGAAGCCUCAGACCCAGGGCCUGGCCCGCGAUGCCUGGGAAAUCCCACGGGAAUCGCUCCACCUCGACCUCAAACUGGGCCAGGGCUGUUUUGGAGAGGUCUGGAUGGGGAAGUGGAACGGUACAACGCGGGUGGCCAUCAAGACCCUGAAGACGGGCACCAUGUCCCCAGAGGCCUUCCUYCAGGAGGCGCAGGUCAUGAAGAAGCUGAGACACGAGAAACUGGUGCAGCUCUACGCUGUGGUGUCUGAGGAACCCAUCUACAUCGUCACUGAGUACAUGACCCAAGGUAGCCUGUUGGACUUCCUCAAAGGUGACACGGGCAAGCUGCUACGUCUACCCCAGCUAGUGGAUAUGGCAUCUCAGAUUGCAGCAGGGAUGGCAUACGUAGAGAGGAUGAACUACGUCCACAGAGACCUCAGGGCUGCCAACAUMCUCGUAGGAGACAACCUGGUGUGUAAAGUGGCCGACUUCGGCCUGGCCCGCCUCAUWGAGGACAACGAGUACACUGCCAGACAGGGAGCCAAGUUCCCCAUUAAGUGGACGGCGCCAGAGGCUGCCCUCUACGGCCGCUUCACCAUCAAAUCAGAUGUUUGGUCAUUUGGGGUCCUGCUCACUGAACUCGCCACCAAAGGCAGAGUACCAUAUCCAGGCAUGGUGAACCGGGAGGUGCUGGAGCAGGUGGAGCGCGGAUACCGGAUGCCCUGUCCCGGGGAGUGCCCAAGCUCAAUGCACGAGCUCAUGCUCACCUGCUGGAGGAAGGAUGCCGAGGAGAGGCCCACCUUCGAGUACCUCCAGGGCUUCCUGGAAGAUUACUUUACCUCCACCGAGCCCCAGUACCAGCCUGGGGAGAACCUAUAGGUCUCAGGGACAUCGGUCCCGCCACGGGACCACAUGGGUGGACUUGCCCACCCCUUUUGCAUUAUUUCCUCCCUGUAAUGGACAAUGGUUAAGGAUGGUUUAGGAUUGGGGAGAGAGGAUGAGCUGAUCCUAGAUCUUUGGUUAUGAGUGGCUUCUAACAUGGAGCUUUUGGGGGAAGUGGGAAGCGUUGGUAAUAACUGAUCCCGAGACAGUUUUUGUGGGGACAGUCGUAGUGUUUGAGUGAAAGGUGCUGAUCCCAGAUAUGUGGGGGAAAGGUGUUGAGCAGCUGUAGUGUCCUAAGGAGAAGAGUGCAUUUGCCCCUUAAUUUAGCAUUUUCUCCACUAAUAGUUAAGGUUAGGAUUGGGGGAGAGGAAGCUCAUCCUAAAUCUGUAGCUAGGGGAAACUUCACCGCGGAGAAUCCAAAGGGAGGACGGAGGAUAAUGAGAUGGCCAUUGUUUUGACCCUCCCUCUCUGUCCUAGUACCUUUCUUCUCAAAGGCUCUGUCCGGAUGCCUUCACACUUCUCCCAGAGUGUGCACUACCUGUCAAGCAUUGGCUAGACUAGAKGAAGUCUCCCCCAUUGUUGAAAUCUGUGAGUUUGGAGAAUCUAGAUGCAGCCAUAGCGACCACAGCAUCUGACCUCUCCACCUCCUCUUUUUGCAGAGCACUGCCAACGUGGCAUAGGUGCCAUCUGUCUAUUGUCCCUCUCUCUUGUGGUGAGCCAAAAUGGCACCCUAUUCCUUAUACAGUGCACUACUCUUGAUCAGAGCCCUAUAGACCUCGUCAAAAGUAGUACACUAGGGCUCUGGUACACUAGUACACUAGUAGGGAAUACGGUGCCAUUUAGGACUCAGCCUCUGUGUUGUGUGUGUUUCGCUCUGUCUGUCCCUCUACUCGUUGUUUAUCUAUCUCUCUCUCUCUUCCCAUUUCCUCCUCUCUAUAUCUCUCCAGUAUUCUCAAGUGCUGCUUACUCCAGGUCAUCAGGUGUCUCCAAAACAAAUGUCAAACAUUUUUUAAAGGUUUUCCUUUGUUUGUCUUCUUUUUUUUUUUUUUUUACGGAUGCACUUUCUUCCUGUGUCCAUGUCAAUAAAACUGUAAAUUGUAAA